AUGCGAUUCUCUGUGUCCAUAAUCUCCAUGGCCCUCAUCGCAGGUGCUUCUGUCCAGGCGGCCUUGCCCAAAGCCAACGAGUACAAAUCUACAGACUGUGGCGGUGCCCUCAACUAUGGCCAUCACUCGUCUUUCCUCGGCGAUGUCACCAUGGAUGACUCGUCGCACUCGGUCUACCUCGCAGGUACAAACUGGGUUGGAUUCUCUGACAAGACGAGCAACGGGGGUAGUUGCAGCGGAUCGGCUUUGACCUUAUUGCAGGGCGAGUGCAAUAACCUUGACACCUCUCACCCGGGAAAACGUAUCAAGUGCGUCCGCAACAUUGGGUAA
Penicillium expansum is the source of this 330-nucleotide messenger RNA. RefSeq lists its product as uncharacterized. Bases 1 to 330 code for a protein of 109 amino acids. NCBI's taxonomy places the organism in Eukaryota, Fungi, Ascomycota, Eurotiomycetes, Eurotiales, Aspergillaceae. The transcript has 2 exons. The record is from RefSeq and is a predicted model, not a curated record.